UUGCCAGAUAGUCCAUUUGGUGUGUUAUAUAAAUACUUAUUUAUAUUUAUAAAUACCGCGCAAAUUAAAAUCUCUAGAGAGAGAAAGAAGAGAGAGAAGCGGUUGGGUUGAGGCAGUAAAUGUCGGAGACGACGACGGCGUUUGCUCCGAGAGAGGCUGUAGUUACGGCGGGUUUCCCCAAACUCAACUCCUCUGUUUGCGUUGCUAGUAGUACAUUUGAUCUGCGGUUCCCGGCGGCGAUUGUGAACGCGUAUCGGAUCUCCAACGUUAUGGAUAGGUUGGCCACCAUUCUAAGACACCAACGUGUAGACACAGCUGAGUUUUUCAAUCUCUGUCUUACCCUCGCCAGGGGUAUUGAUUAUGCAGUUGCAAAUAAUUUCGAAGCAACUAGAUCUCAAGAUUUAUCUGCAGUGGUGAAGCAGAUUUGUGAACGAAGAAGUGAUCACUCCUUACAAGCUAUGAUUAUGGUGGUAAUGAUUUCUGUAAAGAAUGCUUGUAAAGUUGGAUGGUUUCCAGAAAAGGAGACCCGGGAACUUUAUACUCUAGCUAAUGAGAUAGGAAUGUUCUUCAGCAGUCAAGGGGGUCAUAACACUGCACCUAGCUGUGUGGAUUCUAAUGUUGCAACAGUCAUGGAAAGGUUUUAUCCACACUUGAAGAUGGGCCAUAUUCUUGUUUCUCUUGAUGUCAAGCCUGGAUAUGGGAUCUACACAGUUGAUUUCAAUAUAUUGAAGAACAACGUGCAGUCUCAAGAGGAUAAGAUUCGGUUAUUUGUAGCUCAAGUAGAUAAUGUGGAGACAUCUGCGUGUAUCAUAACUCCUCAACAAGUAAACUUCAUUGUGAAUGGAAGGGGAGUGGAUAAGCGAACUAAUGUUUAUGUGGAUGCUGGGCCACAAGUGCCAACUAAUGUGACUCCAUUGUUAAAAUAUGGAACAAAUCUACUUCAAGCUGUGGGCCAGUUCAAUGGUCACUAUGUUAUCAUUGUUGCCUUUAUGAAAGAGACGAAAUUAUCUGACAUUCCAGUCCUUUCAGAUUAUGUUCAGCCUCUUGCAGGUGGACUUCAGUCAGAUCUUGAUCUGAUCGAAGGGCCAUCCCGAAUAUCACUUAAUUGUCCAAUAAGUUAUACUCGUAUUGGUACUCCAGUCAAAGGGCAUUCAUGCAAACAUCUUCAGUGUUUCGACUUCAGUAACUACAUUGAUAUAAAUUCAAGAAGACCAUCUUGGCGCUGCCCACACUGUAAUCAGCAUGUUUGCUACUCAGAUAUUCGUAUAGAUCAAAAUAUGGUCAAGGUCUUGAAAGAGGUUGGGAACGAUGUUGCUGUUGUUAUUAUCUCCACAGACGGGUCAUGGAAGGCUGUCAUGGACAAUGAUGAUCAGUCUGAUAAGGCUCACGAUUCAAAUUGUUCGAAGCAAACGAUUGAGCUGCAGGAGUCUACCGAGCCAAAUGACAUUCAUAAUAUUCUGGAUCUGACUGGUGGUGAUGAUGAUGAAAUGGAUAUCACUGUUAGUAACAUUGAUGACUUGAAACCUUCCAGGGGUGAACUAAAUGUCCUGCCUAGAAAUCAGAAUGUUGGUGCUCCUCAAGUAGAGGAUACAGAUUGGUCUGCUCUCUUCAAUUCUCCAGACUUGUCGACCGCAGUUUGGUCAGAAGCCUUGUUCGGUCCAACAUCUCAGUCUACUCCAGCAACUUUUGUGCAGACUCCUCACUUGGCUGAUGUUUCUCCGGUACCUACUAAUCAUGGAGCUGGCGGUCUUGUAAAUAGUAAUCUCACAGCUUCUGAAAUGAUGAAUCAUUUUUCUUCCCCAAAUUUUCAGUUACAACAGAUGCAGUCUACAAACCCAAAUACUAAUGAGUAUGGGAGAUUUCCAACAUCUUCCCCAGUUCCGAACAGGACACCAAUCGCUAUUCAAGCCCUCGCAGCACAGCCACAGACACCACAAACUUCACAGCAAAUAUUAAGAAACAAUUCGAAUUUCUUAACUCCCAAUUCUUCUGCUAUGGCAUCUCAGAGUGCACCUACAGGUUAUAACACAGUAUUCAGUGAUAUGGAGAGGCGGCAACAUUUUAAUCAAUCCCUUAUAAACCGACCUCAAGCCCCCAACGUUGCCCCAUCUUCAGCACAGCCUUCCUACGUAACACAGAACCGGAAUCAUCAACAUCAAGAUCGUUCAUUUUCAGGUCAACGUCCAAAUGGUUAUAGGCCAUCCACACUCUCAAAUUUUCAAAAUUCACACCUACAAGAAACUUUCAAUAAUGUAAGGAUACCGCAGUCACAUGCCAUCCGACCUUCACAUAUGUUACGAAGCCCAGUUCCCUACCAAGGAGUUACUCAACUGGGAACUCCUCAGGUAUCUCAAGUUAGUGGAAAUCAACAAGCUAGAAUGGCGGGUUUGGCUGCCCAAAGAGAUGCACAUGCAGCUAGACAGGAUUCGACACCUGAGCAGAAUUGGCUUGCUGCAACAGCUCGAAUGCGUGGAAGCUCAAUUCCACCUGCACUUAAUAAUUUGAUUAUUCGGCCUACUCAAUCACCACAACCGUCUCAAGCUCCAAUACUACCAUCAACCCCAGCCACUUCCCCGCAAAUGAUGUUGCCUCAAAUGACCGCUCUUCUUGCCAACAACGACAGAAACGUUCGAGCACUUCAACCUCAUAAUCAUAUCAACUGAAAUGCUGCUGCUCAAAGUGGGUGUGUAAAUAAAUAGCAUGGAAAUUUUUGUAGCUCGUUGUCUCCACUCCAUGUAUAAAAGGUUUGGAAAUGUUUGGGAACCAAAAGCUUUAAUAGUCUUCUGUUAUGUAUGUAGCUAUAGUUUUUUUCUUUUCUUUUCUUUUUUGUUUCAUAUGCAGUGGAAAAUUGGGUUGUCUAAAUGUGCAGUGUUCCAAGCUUUUCGAAUAUUAAUUUUAGAAUGAAACUUAUAUAUAGUCAAAA
Molecule: messenger RNA, 2923 nt
Organism: Cannabis sativa
Lineage: Eukaryota; Viridiplantae; Streptophyta; Magnoliopsida; Rosales; Cannabaceae
Product: E4 SUMO-protein ligase PIAL2
Exons: 16
Coding region: 120-2663 (847 amino acids)
Biological process (GO): protein sumoylation
Molecular function (GO): SUMO ligase activity; zinc ion binding
Source: RefSeq, a predicted model, not a curated record